AUGGAUCCUUCUGGUUGGCAACCUUACCAGGAUCCCCUGAUGGGGCAGCCGGCGCAGUUCAAUAGUGGGUUGGCGUCUCAUCCCCAGCAGCAGCUGGGCACCAAGUACGGUCAGCCGCCAGCCCAGACACAGCCGCCCGUCGGAUACACAUACGAGACCUUCCAAACUCCCAGCACCUCCUCGAAGCCUUCCUCUGCCCACCCCAGCUCCAAGCCCGUCUCCAUGGCGUCGUCUCCAACUGCCACGCCACGUAGUCGGGAUUAUGUCACCGAUGCGGAUACCACCAUGGAGGAUGCGGAUCCAUACAAUCGGGCCAAGUACCCAUCAAGGCCGACUCAUCACAAUCGCGCCUCGUCUCAAUUCCUCAAUCAGGCCGAGGAGUCGUCGGCAGCUCGCAGAUAUUCUCCGAUGAAUGUUCUGUCGCCGCCGAUGUCAUACCCUCCCAGCCCCGGGAAACCUCAAGGCUCGUUCGGUUCCUCUCCUGCGGCCCCGGGACAGACUCGACGGUCGCCCACGAGAGCCGCAGACUACGCUUCCUCUCCUCAGGGUUACCAAUCACCCCAAUCGUCCAACCGCCCUCCGCGUCUUCCCCCUCUUCAGUCAGCCGACCUCAGCCCGGACCAGUACUAUCCGCCCUCCGCUUCCACACACAUGAGUCCGACGUUUGGACCAGGAACACGGUCACCGCGAUCGGGAUCUAUGCCGUUGCAAGUCCCAGGCCGUGGUCCAGUCCCCAAAUUCCAGAAGAUUAAGUCAGUUCAGGAGUUGCAUCCGCGGAUCCACGCCCAGCCCGCAUAUCGACGUGCCAAUCCCGAGGGUGGCUUCAUCAGCCCCCUCCAAGCGCUGACGACCCACCUUCCGUCGACGUAUCGCAUCUGCAACCCGAACUUCAACUACGAGUCCUCGAGAAACCCGCGUCGCGUGUUGACCAAACCAAGCAAGGGUGUGAAGAAUGAUGGCUAUGAUAACGAGGAUAGCGAUUAUAUUCUCUAUGUCAAUGACAUCUUGGGUAGUGAGGAGGCCGGUCACAAAAACCGGUAUCUCAUUCUCGAUGUGUUGGGCCAGGGUACUUUUGGUCAGGUGGUGAAGUGCCAGAAUCUGAAGACGCAAGAAGUUGUGGCUGUCAAGGUGAUCAAGAACAAGACGGCGUAUUUCAAUCAGAGCAUGAUGGAAGUCUCUGUGUUGGAUCUGCUGAACAGCAAAUACGAUAAGAACGAUGACCAUCACCUGCUCCGCCUGAAGGAUACCUUUAUCCAUCGUCAACAUCUGUGCCUUGCCUUCGAACUUCUCAGCGUCAACUUAUAUGAGCUGAUCAAGCAGAAUCAAUUCCGAGGCCUAAGCACUACACUCGUCCGUGUUUUCGCGCAACAGCUUUUGAAUGCGUUGAGUCUUUUGAACAAGGCUCAUCUGAUUCAUUGCGACUUGAAACCGGAGAAUAUUCUUUUGAAAAAUCUUGAGAGCCCAAUCAUCAAGGUUAUCGAUUUUGGCUCUGCAUGCGAUGAACGCCAAACGGUAUACACCUACAUUCAAUCACGCUUCUAUCGCUCACCAGAAGUGUUGCUUGGUUUGCCAUACUCAUCCGCGAUCGACAUGUGGUCCCUGGGAUGUAUCGUUGUCGAACUUUUCCUAGGGUUGCCUCUGUUCCCCGGCUCUUCUGAAUACAAUCAGGUUUGCCGUAUCGUCGAAAUGCUGGGUCUUCCACCAACAUGGAUGUUGGAGAUGGGCAAGCAAUCGGGCGAGUUUUUCGAGAAGACUCAGGAUGAGUAUGGCCGUAAGACAUAUCGCCUGAAGAGCCUAGAGCAGUAUUCGAGGGAGCACAACACCAAGGAGCAACCCAGCAAGAAAUACUUCUCCGCAUCCACCUUGGAGGAGAUCAUUCGCAGCUACCCCAUGCCGAGAAAGAACAUGAAACAAGCCGAGAUUGAACGAGAACUCAACAACCGGGUGGCAUUCAUCGACUUUGUCCGCGGCCUGCUGACGAUCAACCCGCUCGAGCGAUGGUCGCCCCAGCAAGCCAAAUUGCACCCGUUCAUUACCCAGCAAAAGUUCACUGGUCCUUUCAUGCCGCCCAUGAACUUGAAAUACUCGGCCCCCAAUAAGACCGUUGCCCCUGGUGUUCAGCAGCAACAGCAGGCUGAAGCUGCCAGCAAGCAGAGGGCCGCCCAAGCUGCCCAUGCCCAGUCAGCAUAUAAUAUGCAGAUGAAUCAGUACCACACCCCUCCUGCCCACACUGCACAGGCUCCGCCCAUGUAUAAUGGCAUGUACCAGCAGGGUGCCCCGCCCCCGUACCCGACACAACCACCAGGCUAUGGCCAUCAGAUGGGUCUUGUCCAAGGCCAGGUGCCUCAGCAAGCCCAGUAUGCACCUUCACAGAGCCUCUAUGCUCAGGCAACAACACGAGCCGGUCGUCAACGUGCAUCGACGAUGGACCCUCAGGGAGGCGGUGUUCCCACCACGAUCCAGCGCGUGGCCAGCCAUUUGGAUCCCAACGCGCCGAUUCGGUUGCAGCCCAGCCCGGCGUACUACCCGCCUCCGCCUGAUGGCUACGUGGAUCCUAAUAACGCGAACCAGCGGCGCCGUGGAAGCCGUGCUGCUGCUGGACAAGGCAACCAACGAAACCGGGACUUUAUCCGUACUCUUGAGGAUGGUGUCCUGGGCGAUGGCUAUAUGAGUCAAAACCAGUGGCACUAG
Messenger RNA from Penicillium daleae, 2691 nucleotides. Its product is annotated as putative protein kinase Yak1. The transcript is spliced from 8 exons. The coding region runs from base 1 to 2691 and encodes 896 amino acids. The record is from RefSeq and is a predicted model, not a curated record. Gene Ontology annotation, molecular function: protein serine/threonine kinase activity; ATP binding; protein tyrosine kinase activity. Gene Ontology annotation, biological process: peptidyl-threonine phosphorylation; peptidyl-serine phosphorylation. Gene Ontology annotation, cellular component: cytoplasm; nucleus. NCBI's taxonomy places the organism in Eukaryota, Fungi, Ascomycota, Eurotiomycetes, Eurotiales, Aspergillaceae.